AUGAGCGUGAGUAACUUGCCUCAAUUGAAAAUGCCUGAUGGCAAGCCAGCAGCUGCUUUAAGCACGGGCCUGAUGAUCUUUAUGUUCCUGUUGUACGUUGCCAAUUUCGUGUUCAACAUCAAUGGGCACAUAAGUCUCAGACCGGACGCUUUAUUCAAGCUCAACUUAAACAGCAUUUCCUUGUACCCGUUAGGCCAUCUGUCGUUCGUGCAUCUUUUGAUGAACUCGAUCUCGCUAUAUGGACCUCUAACGAUCUUCGAGAGAAGCCACGGUACCGUUCACACCGGCGUUAUUCUCAAUCUUUUGGCGGUUUUCACUGCGAUCCCAUAUUGCCUACUGGGCUCACUUUUCUUCUCGAAAACGGAAGUCAUCGGAAGUAGUGGGUGGUGUUUUUCGCUGCUGGCGUAUUUCAGCUUCAAGGAAUCGAUAAUACGCCCUAGGCAACAGAUUUUCAACAACUACUCGCUUCCAACUCGCUACGUCCCGCUAGCGAUACUGCUGUUGGUGACAAUUUUUUUCCCCGGGUCUAGUUUCUGGGGUCACUCCAUUGGUCUGUGCUGGGGCUACGUGCUGGGGUCGCAGGAGGUGCAUGCAGCCAAGUUGCUCCCGCCAAGCUCAUUGAUCCAAAAGAUUGAGGGCAAACUGGACCGUGCUAUUGCGGCAAUCCCCUUGGGUGUCAAGUUCUACAGAGAAGCUGAAGCUAACAGAGCAGAUUCGUAUACUUCUCUUUUUGGCGAGGACAGUGUUCUUCCGCUGCACUCAACCCCAUUGAACACCGCUUUUCAAGGCGAGGGACGUCCUUUGGGCGUUUGA
Lachancea meyersii CBS 8951 is the source of this 813-nucleotide messenger RNA. The record is from the annotation of a GenBank genome assembly. NCBI's taxonomy places the organism in Eukaryota, Fungi, Ascomycota, Saccharomycetes, Saccharomycetales, Saccharomycetaceae.